Cyprinodon tularosa is the source of this 27396-nucleotide messenger RNA. RefSeq names its product spectrin repeat containing, nuclear envelope 1b (gene syne1b). The record is from RefSeq and is a predicted model, not a curated record. Gene Ontology annotation, molecular function: protein binding. The transcript has 148 exons. The coding region runs from base 314 to 26716 and encodes 8800 amino acids. Lineage: Eukaryota; Metazoa; Chordata; Actinopteri; Cyprinodontiformes; Cyprinodontidae. Gene Ontology annotation, cellular component: membrane.
AUAGUUCACGCGCUUCAGUAACGCGGCUGCAUCAGCGUGUUACCUCUGCAGGUGUCUGCAGGUUACCAUGACAAUGGAAUGACAAGCUUUCAUAAAUAUUUGCAUGGAAGAAGUGCAUCUAUUGGACUGUAAACCUGCUUGUACCUGCAUGAAACCUCAGACUCAAUUGGACCGGCUCCUGCAGUGAAAUUACAAAGAGAGAGAGAGAGACGCAGGGAGGGGCAUAGGGGAUGUCCCACUCGGGACAGCUGUAAAGUAUCUGUUGUUCUCGGCAUCAGUGACUCACCUUGUGAUACGACUGCAAAGAGUCGACAUGGCUUCUCCAAGGCAGUAUGGUCGAUCAUCUGUGGACAUAGCCAAUGUGAUGCAGAAGCUGCAGGAUGAACAAGAAGCAGUACAGAAGAGAACCUUCACAAAAUGGAUCAAUUCUCAUUUAGCAAAGCAUAAACCACCUCUGGAGGUAAAUGAUCUUUUUGAGGACAUCAAAGAUGGGGUGAAGCUGCUGGCGCUGUUGGAAGUCCUGUCUGGCCAAAGACUGCCCUGUGAGCAAGGCCGACAGCUGAAAAGGAUACACUGGGUUUCCAACAUCGGUACUGCGCUCAAAUUCCUCGAAGGCAGAAAGUCUGUGUAUCGAGGAUCACCGAUUAAACUGGUCAAUAUUCAUGCCACUGACAUCGCAGAUGGACGGCCAUCAAUUGUCCUUGGUUUGAUGUGGACUAUUAUCCUCUACUUUCAGAUUGAAGAGUUAACGAGCAACCUGCCAGCUCUACAGGCGCUUUCUAACAGCAACUCAUCUGUGGACAGCACAGCCAGCUGUGAAACAGGAAGCCCCCCCAUGAAGAGGAAGGUCGUAACCAAAUUCCAGGGCAAUGCUAAAAAGGCUCUGCUCAGAUGGGUGCAGUGCACCGCCGCCAAGGAAUUUGGAAUUGAGGUGAAGGACUUUGGACCCAGCUGGCGUGAUGGUGUCGCGUUUCAAGCCGUAGUUCACGCCAUCAGGCCUGAUUUGGUCGAUAUGGAAGUGGUGCGACGGAGAAAGAACCGGGAGAAUUUAGAGGAGGUUUUUUCACUUGCGGAAAAUGAGCUGGGCAUUCCUCGCCUGCUGGAUCCAGAAGAUGUGGAUGUUGACAAGCCAGAUGAAAAAUCCAUCAUGACAUAUGUGGCUCAGUUUCUCAAGCAUUACCCAAACCCCAAACAGUCUGAGGGGGGUGGACAGCAGGAUGAGCUGCUUCAUGGCUCUCCUCCAACUCUUGCAUUGUCAGUUUCAGUGCUUCAGAGGGAAGAGAGGAAGAUGCUUAGGGAACUGAAGGUGUUUGUAGAUCAGCUGGAGAGAGAUUUGCUGCGUGCCCAGGCCACAGAGGGAAGCCUCACUGACAAAUACCAGGGAUUCAAAAACUUUCAUGUCCAGUAUGAAAUGAAGAAAAAGCAGACAGAUCAGCUGCUCCAGCCUGUUCAUAAGGAAGGAAAGCUGUCAGUGGAUCAGGCCCUGGUCAAGCAGGCCUGGGACCGUGUCUCUGCCCGGCUGUUGGACUGGCACAUUCAUCUGGACAAGUCCCUGCCUGGCCCCCUGGGGGUGGUGGGAGCCUGGCUUCACAGAGCGGAGUUGGCUUUGAGAGAGGACAUUCCCCUCCAACAUGUUCACGAAGAAACGGCCAACGUUCUGCACAGAAAACUGGAGCAGCAUAAGGAAGUUUUAAAAAGCUUGGAAUCGCACAGACAGACUUUCAUGCAGAUCCACAGAGACAGAUCAGUAAACGGGGUACCGGUGCCACCCGAACAGCUCCAAGACAUGGCAGAAAGGUUCAACUUUGUGUCAACAUCAUCGCACUCUCACUUGAUUAAACUAGAAUUCUGGGAAAUGAAGUAUCGAUUGAUGGCGUUCCUUGUUUUGGCUGAAGCAAAACUCAAGUCCUGGAUCAUAAAAUAUGGCCGACGGGAGUCAGUUGAACUCCUGCUGCAGAGCUACCUUACUUUUGUUGAAGGCCACAGAUUUUUUGAGCAGUAUGAAAUCAUCUUUACCGCCCUGAAGCAAGCUGCAGAGGUUUACAUCAAGUCAGACAGUUCAAGGACUAAAACCUGUAACAAAGUUGAUGAAGCAGAAGGUGUGAGCAAAUUCCUGACUGAAACAACAGCUCAGUGGAAGAACCUGGCCCUGGAGGUCCGAAGUGUUCGCAGCAUGCUCGAAGAAGUGAUCUGUAACUGGGAGAAGUAUAGCAGCUCUGUGGCAUCACUGCAAGCCUGGCUGGAGGAUGCUGAGCAAAUGCUCAGCAAGUCAGAGAAUGCCAAGCGUGAUUUUUUCAGGAACCUUUCUCACUGGAUCCAGCAGCACAUGGACAUGAACGAUGCUGGCAAUUUUCUCAUUGAAACGUGCGACGAAACCGUCUCGCGAGAUCUAAAGCAGCAGCUUCUGCUGCUGAACGGUAGAUGGAGAGAGCUAUUUGUCAAAGUCAAACAUUAUGCAAGAGCAGAUGAAGUUGAUAAAUUAAGACAAGACUAUCAAGAUGGGAUUAAGACCUUAAAGAUGUUUAUGGAUGCAACAAACGAGAAGAUGACCGCUCCUGUUCAAGUAUCUUUCCUUAACGUCAGGGCCUUUGUUCAAGAUGUGGAGGAAAUCAAGCACAAAGUGCCAGCAAUGGAGGCAGCCUGCAAGGCCGCAAGCCGCACCGCCAGGCUGUUGACCAAAGACACUCCACAAGAGGAGAUUUCUCAGAUGAUGGAUGUGAUGGCUUCGAUCAAAGAGCAGCUCAGUAAGGUGAGGGAGAGGUUUCUGCCUCUGCUAAGGGAGUCUCAGUCUCUCUUACCUCCACUGGAGGAAAUGGAGAGGAACAUCACAGGCUUUUACCAAGCUCUGGAGAAGGCUGGCCGUAUCACCGGCACCACAGACUCUGAGGGACCAGUAGAUUUUAAACAGAAUUGCCAGGAGCUGGCGACCUUCACACACAGCUGUAAGAAGUGCCUGACAGUAAUAGAAAGAAACCAUCAAACUAUCCAAAAAAUCAUGAACACCAGUAAAACCCUGCAGCAUAUGGACAUGAGUCUGUUGCAGAAGAGAGUGGCAGAUUUGCAGACUUCGUCACAGAACAUGAUUACGGAAUCAACAGAGUGGCGAAAGCAUGUGGAAGCAAACAGCAGCCUCAUGAAGAGGUUUGAUGAGUCACGAGUCGAGCUGGAGAAAGUCCUGAAAGCGGCCCAGAACUGUCUGACAGAAAGGGGCAACCCGGAGGAACUGCUGAAGAAACACACAGAAUUCUUUGGACAGCUGGACCAGCGGGUUUUGAACACGUUCCUCAAGGCUUGUGACGAACUGACGGAUAUUUUGCCUGAGCAGGAGCAGCAGUGUCUGCAGGAAACAGUUAGAAAGCUGCACAAACACUGGAAGGAUAUACACACGGAAGCCCCUUUUCAUCUCCUGCAUCUGAAGGUGGAGGGCGAGAGGAACAAGCUGAUGGUGUCGUUGCAGGGGUGCCAGGCAGAGCUGACCAGGGAAAACCGGCACCUGGCUAGCAUGGGGAGUGAGAGGCUCAUCAAGGAGCACAGGGCGUUCUUUAGGGAGAAGGGUCCUCAGUCUAUAUGUGAGAAAAGACUACAGUUGAUGGAAGAACUGUGUCAAAAGCUACCUGAGGGGGACCCAGCUCAUCAGAUUUUGGACACGGCAAGAAGGGACUUUACUGAGGUGCAGGAGGAAAUUGAAAACACCCACCAGAAGCUAAUGCAGCACCAAGAUAAAUGGAAGGAGUAUGAUGCAAGGUAUGCCGAACUGUCUUGUUGGCUUAUAUCCAAAGAAAGCCAACUGAGGCUUCUGAGAAACCGAGCCAGUGACCCCAGAAAAUACAAUCAGGUGAAAUCCACCAUCACGGAGUUGAGAAAUGAGGCAGAGCUACAGGAGGGGAACCUUGCUUGGCUAAAAGCCCGUAUGGCUGUACUGAUUGAAAUCUGUGCUGACAGUGAUGCCCAAAGGCAGGGAAGCACUUUGAACAAACUCUCUGCUGAUUUUAAGGGUCUCCUUGCCUCUCUCGUUGAGGCGGAGAAGAUGGUGCUUGCAGUUGGGGAUUGUGUGCAGUUCAGAGAGGAAGUACAGGCGACUUUGGAGGAUCUGGAUCAGGGGCAGAAAGAAGCUCAGGCAGAGGCCACCAAAAUACUGGAUUGUUCUACUUCAAGAGAAGCCCAACAGCUGCUGCUCGUUCAUCAGCAACAGUUAAAGCGACUAAAACUAAAAAGGAAGGAUGUCCAGCAGCUGAUCACCAGAGGCCAGCAACUCCAGUCUGAAGAAGGACUGGGAGAGACUCUGCAGCAGGACCUGCAGACUUUAGAAAACACACUGGGCAAAAUGGAGCAGAGUAUGGAUUCACAGGAACAAAACCUCGAGGUUACUCUGGCCGCCUGGCAGGAGUUUGACAGUCAGCAGGAAGCAGUGCAUGAGUUUGUCAACAAAGCCCGCUCCACAGUAGAGAGAGAUGUUAACUUCAGCAGUCCUGAGAGCCUUGCCGUUGAACUGGAUCAGGCAAAUGUGAUGCUGAAGCAGUGCGAAGCGGAAGUCUUACACAUGAACACCUUACAGAAGAGAGCAACAGAAAUCCAGCUUGGUGCAAAAAGCAAAUCUCUUCUUCUACAGCAAGCUCGUUCUCUCAGUGAGCAGGUGGACAAAGUAGAAACCAGACUGAAGGAAGAGGUGAAGAAUCUGGAGGAAAUGAAAAAUCAGUGGGAUCGAUUUGGAAUCGGAUUUAUUUCAUUUUCCUCAUGGAUUUCUGAAAAAGAGAAACAGCUAGAUGCAAUAAAAUCCUCAAAUUUGCCUCUUGAGGAGCAGAUCAAAGCACUUAAGGAUGUUGAAGCAGAACUUGAAGAUCGGGCUGCAUCCUUUUCCCAGUUGGAGACAGACUCCCAAGCACUGGCCCAGUUUGUAUCGUCGGGCGAAGCAGCACGCAUUAAGGCCCGACUCACCCAAAUUGGGAGGUACUGGGAAGAGCUGAAGGAGAGUGUUCAGCAAUUUAAUGGGCAGCUAGAGGAAAGCUCCUCUCACCAACUGAAGUUUAAAUUGAACUUAAACAAGGUACAAUCAUCUAUUUCUGAACUUCAAGAAAAACUGCAGAAUCCUAUUAAAUCCUGCAUGUCAUCAUCCGAGACUUACAAAGCCCUUCAGAGUCACAUGGAUGUCUGUCAGAGUCUGGAGCAGCUGAAAGGCAACAUUCUGUCGCUGUCAGCUAGUGUCAGACGAAUCAGUGACAAGGAGCAUGCAGUGAGGGCUGUGACUGAGCUAAACACCAGCUACGAACAAGCCCUGGAGGAAGCAAAGGACAAGCAGAGCACUUUGGAAAACCUUCUUUCUAUGUGGCAAAAGUUUGAGAAGCAGCUUUCACACUUUGAGACCUGCCUGGAGAGAAGUGAAUCUGCAUCUAAACCAGAAAGUCAGUGUCUUUCUGCUGACAAAGCCAAACUAUGCAAUGAGAUACAGGAUUUGCAGGCUCUGCAACAUGAGGUAGAGUCUCUUAAGAAGGCCCACGAUGACUUGGUCUCUCUGGGGGUAUUGUUGUACCCCACAGCACCAGAGGAGAAUGUUAUAGAGCUUAAAGAUAAGCUUCAGACUCUACAGCAAAGAGUGCUGGUCCAACAGGAAGUCAUCCCUCAAAGGAUCACAGAGCUUCAGAGCCACGUUUCAUUGGUGGACCAGUUUGACCGGGAUCUUCUUAAAUUCUCUGAGUGGAGUGAGAACAAACUCUCUAACCUCCAUACAGCUCCUCAGAUCAACAUUGGUAACCUAAAGGGCUCAUCCACGCAAGUAAAGGAAACAAAGUUGGCUCUACAGCAGCAGUCCAGCAUGAAGCAAAGCUUAGAGGAACAGUCUGAGAAGCUCUGCAAGAUCUGUGAGCCCGGUGAUGCGCAAAUCCUCAAUAACAGAGUAGAAAGCUGUCUUCAGUCUUACUGUGAGGCUCAACGUUUAGCUGAGCUGCAGUUCGAGUGCCUUGAGAAGCUGGAGACGUUCUUGCAGACUCACAGUGUGGUGGCUGGAGUUCUGCAGGGUCUCGGACAGACUGUGGAGAACGCUGGGAGCUGGGACCGUGGGAGGGUAGAGGAGCUUCAGCAAGAACUUGCCACUGUUAUUCCUGACAUAAGUAAUCUGGAGAGUUCAGCUGUCAAUCUGGACAGCAGCCUUUGUAAAGCUCAUCUCCACAUAGGGGCUGAAGAGGGUUCACGUAAAUCAUGCCGCUCGCUUGCUGAUUCACUGAGUGCUGAGUUGGAUACAGUCAGGAACCUGCUUGGCUCGAAGCAAAAUGAAGCGGAGGCCCUGGGUGUUUUGUGGACGUCAUUUCGACAGCGGAAAGAGCAGCUGCUCAAGGCUGUGGAGGACAUUGAGGAGAAAGCUGACCACCAGACCUUCAAAGAGCCCAGCUUGCAUGCUCUACAGCAACGACUUCGGUUCUUUAACCAGUUAGAGGACGAGCUCCAGUCACACCAGCAUGAAGAACAGUGGCUGAGGGACAAAGGCAACCAGCUGGCGCAGAGAGACGCAGAACUGGCAGGGGAGGUUUUGAGGGAAAUUAGUCUGCUGGAGACAACAUGGGAGGACACAAAGAGGCUGAUAGCAGAACGACAAGAACAUUGUAAUGUCCUUGCUGGGCUUAUGAGGGAAUACCAAACCCUGAAAACCAGCAUCAAUGGCAUCAUGGAGACAGCUGAACCUCUGGUAGACAUCAGCUCUGUUCUGAAGGAUUAUGAGGAAACCAAGAGAUCACUAACCAAGCAUCAAUCAUUGAAGGCAGAUAUGGGUGGCAAGCAGCGGGAACUGGAUCAGUUUUCAGGCAAGGGAAAACAACUCGUGACUGAACUGAAGAAGAUCCCAGAGUGCGAUUGUGAAAUGAUCAGAAAAGAUGUGGAGAAAACUGUUGAUCACUGGCUGGAUGUGUCUGAGAAAAUAGAAGAAAACAUUGAUCGGCUCCGUCACUGUCUUGAGUUGUGGGGUGAUGUGCUUAGCCUAAACGAGGACAUCGAGGGUUGGACGAGCAGUUGUGUGGUGGAACUGAACGAAAUCCUGAGCAAUUUCAGCAACAGUCAGAAGGUGUCAGAGAGGCUCUCUGGGCUACAGGGAGAAAUUAAAGAGAAGGAGCAGAAACUUGAUGUCCUCCAAACAAAAGUUUCCCAGCUGACCAAGUGCUAUCACAGCGAAGAUACUCCCGCUAAAUUGCAGGUUUUGGAGACUGACCUACGGAAGAAGAUCACUUCUGUUCAGAUGCUGCAUGAACAGAUUCAAGGGAACCUGACUGACUUCAGAUCUCAGCGUAAACAGCUAGAAGACUACAUCUCACAGAUGUCUGCUUGGCUAAAGAGCAUGGAAGACUCUUUGGUUUCCUCUCCAUCGGGAUCAGAUCCCGAGGACAUCUGCAGAGUAAAGGACCUUCAGAAAGAGCUUCAAAAUCAGCAGGGUAGUAUUGACUCAACCAGGGAGAGCCUCAACACACUGUGCAGAAAAUAUCCCUCUGAGGAGCUGGCCAGCUUAGGGUCGUCUCUCACUGACCUCAUCAAGGCGUAUGAGUCUGUGAACCAGCUCUCUGCGAGGAAACUCAACUCCUUACAAAACUGUCUUCAACAACACUUCAAUGAUCUUGUCCAGGAGUUCCAUCAGUGGCUUUCAGAGCAAAGAGAGAUUGUUAAAGAAUGCUCUGACCGAUCUGGAGACACUCAAAUUGUGGAACGUAAACUGCAAAAAAUCAAGGGCGCAAUGGACCGGGUGGAAGAAGGAGAGAUACGACUUAAGCAAGUCUGUGAGGAAGGAGAGAAACUUCUUCUUCAUCUGCCAAAAGCCAGUGCUGGGCAAGUCCAGCAACACCUUUCAUCCAUCCAGCAAGACUGGGACAGCUUUGUAGAGCAGUGCAAGCAGAACCAGCAGAUCCUUGAGGACAGUGCAUCCCUCAUGAAAGGGUUUGAGGGUCGCCUCAAGAAGCUGAAGUGUUGGUUGGAAAACAUGGAAAGCAGAAUUGCUACAGAUCUACUGGAAGCCAAACAGCGCGGCUCUGAAAGAGCUUUGACUGAGCAAGUGGAGGAAUACCAGAAGGAAGUGCUUAAAGAAAGGGAUUCAUUUGAGCGUCUCUGUCAGGAGGGACAGGCUCUAAACGAAGGCGGACGAGGGGAUGGAAGCGAGACCAGAGUCUCAGCUCAGCUGCAGUCCCAGCACCAGGCCUUGUUAAGGUGUGUUAGGGAGAGGCUGCGUAGCUGCCAGCUCACUUUACAGGAACAACAAGCCUUUGAAGAGACUCUGCAGACCACCUGGCUCUGGCUUAAUGGGGUGCAGGAGCGUCUGGCUUCUCUUAACAGCACUGUUGGCAAUAAAGAAACUCUAGAAAAAAGACUCGGUCUCGUACAGGAUAUCCUGCUAAUGAAGGGAGAGGGUGAGGUGAAACUCAACAUGACAGUUGGAAAAGGAGAACAGGUUUUAAAACACAGUAGGGUUGAGGAGCAGGAGACCAUAUCUUCACAGCUGCAGAACCUGAAGGAUGCAUGGGCCAACAUGUUAAUGACUGCAAUGAGCUGCCACAGUCGACUUGAGUGGACGGUGACCCAGUGGACCUCAUUUCAAGAAAAUAAAAGCCAGCUGCAGCAGUGGAUGGAGUCCGUUGAACAGGAGGUUGGGAGGGUUCAGCCUCAGCAACCGGGCCUCAAAGAGAAGAGUGCCUUACUUGAUCGGCUACGGGCCAUCCAAGCUGAUGUGGACACUCAUGCGACGGCUUUGUCACACCUAAGUGAGAAAGCCGUGGAGAUGCAUGAAAAAACUGGUGACCAAACAUUUGGACCGGAGUCAAGGGCGGAGCUCAACGCUCACUUCACUGAUCUAUCAGCUGUCAUCAAGGGUAAAGUGCAGUCCAUGCAAAAGAUUGUGUCUGAGCAUGAGCAGUACCUGGACGCUGUCAGAGACUUCAACGACUGGCUGAUUUCAGCAAAAGAGGAACUUCAGCGCUGGUCUGACUUGUCAGGAGACUCAGUGAACAUUAGAAGAAAGCUCUCCAAAGUACAGGAGCUCCUUGACUCUAAGCAGCGAGGCAGAGAAAGGCUGAAUCGUGUUCAGAGGUAUGGGGCAGUGGCAAGAGAUUACACAGGUUCAGGGGGCUAUGAGGCCAUGGAGCGAGAGGAAGCAACACUCUUGUCAUCAUGGGAGCAGUGGGAACGUGGAGCUCUACAGACCCGUGCAAGCCUGGAGACGGCCCUCUCACAGAUAUCAAGCUCAGAGCAAGAGUUCAGCAGCCUAUCAGUACAGCUGGAGCAGGAUCUUCAGGACUUUAGCGCUCAGCUACAGGGCUGCCGACAUCGACUGUGUCAGGCAGAGAAGAAAAACGAGGGAGAGGAAGCUGUCAAAGGCUGGCAAAUGGCAAAGGAUACUUUAGAGGAACUUGUCAAAGCCGAGGCGUUGUCUGAUCGUCUGAAGACUCAGCUUAAUGAUUUGUGCCGUUUCUCCAGAGAAAUAACCACCCAGUCUGAGAGAGUGUCUGCUCUGAUCAAAGACUAUAACAGUUUGUGUCUUCAAGCCACCAGAGAUUGUCAGAGUAAAGAAAAGGUGCUGGAUCAAGGCUUCCGCUCUUCUUUCAGGGAAUUUCAGCAAUGGUUGGUUAAUGCUAAGAUCAAUACCGCCAAAUGUUUUGACGCACCUCAAAAUCUCAGCGAAGCCUCGUCUAGUUUCCAGAAGAUUCAGGAGUUUCUUAAUGACAAAGAACAGGGUCAGUCCAAGCUGAAUGCUGUGUUUGUAAAUGGAGAGCUUGUCUGUAGCAUCGCAGCUAAAGACAAAGCCGAUGCAGUUCGGGGGAAAAUGAACACGGCCCGAGAAGACUGGAAACACAUCAUGACCAGUCUGCACAACAGAGAGACAAGUUUGCUGAACCUGAUUUUGCAGAUGAAGGAUUUUGAGGCAAGUGCAGAGCCUCUUCAGGACAGUUUGAAUGCCACAGAGCUGGCUGUACAGGAGAGUAGCACACGACUUUAUGAUCUCACGGCAAAAAAGCAGGAGCUUCAUAAACUGCAGUCUGUGCUUGAGGAGUUAGCUUCUCACAAGGUUCAGCUGAACAAGCUGAAGGAGAAGGCACAACUAUUGUGGGAUGAACACUCGGCCGGGAAGGGCUUUGUGCACCGUGUCUCGCAGCUAUCCGCUCAGUGCCUAGCUUUAACCAACCUCACCAAGGAAAAGGCCUCCCGCAUUGAUCGGAUCGUUACAGAGCACCAGCUUUUCUCCCAAGGGUUAGAGGAGCUGCAGAACUGGGUGGCUGACACCAGCCAUAUGCUGCAGACUUACAGCGCUCCGACGGCUGACAAAAAUGUACUAGAUAGCAGAAUGAUCAAGCUGGAGGCUUUGCUGACUGCUCGCCAGGAGAAGGAGAUCCAGCUGAAGAUGCUGAUCACAAGAGGAGAGUCAGUGCAGAGAAACACCUCAGCUGAAGGAGUGCCACUAAUCCAAAAACAAAUACAGGAGCUUAAAGACUCCUGGGAUGCUCUGCUUUCUGCCGCAAUUCUUUGCAAAAGUCAGCUGGAAGGUUCGCUGUCUCAGUGGACAAGUUACCAAGAGGACGUGCGUCAGUUUCUGGCUUGGAUUGAGCAGGUGGAGGAAAGCCUUGAGGUCACCGAUAAGCUGUGUCCAGAGAUGAGAGACAAAACGGCUAAUCUGAGCAAAGCAAAGCUGCUUUAUGAGGAGGUGCUCAGCCACAACAGUCUCCUGGAAACCAUUACUGCAAAGAGCGCUAGAAUCACUGAAAACUAUGUUACUCAGCUGGAGCUGCAAGAACUUCAGGAGCGGUAUAAAACCGCCAAAGACAACGCUAUGAGGGCAGUUGGCAAAGCAGAGGAAUUGGUGAAAGCUCAUCAAGAGUAUCAGUGGGACCUUCGUUCCUUUGAGGAGUGGCUGAAGCAAGAAGAAGAGAAGCUCAGCUGCUACACCCAGCUGGAAGGAGAUGUUGAUAUGCUGGAGGAAACACUCCAAAAGCUGCAGGAACUGCAGCUGCACUGCACCGAAGGCCAGGCUUUGCUGAACACCUUGUUGCUGAGUCGUGAACUUGUGGUCCCCUGGGGUCUCCCUCAGAUCGAGGACCGAGCCCUUGAGACCCUCCAGCAGGAGUGGAGGCUCUAUCAGGCUCAGCUGGCUGACACCCGUGCUCAGCUGAACAGCGCUCUGGCCAAACUUCGACAGAUGGAGCAGAAGUUCCAGCGUCUUGACAGUUGGCUGAAAGGCAUGGAAACCAAAGCUCAGCUGCGUUCUAACCGGCGGUCUGACCGCGCCACGAAGAGCGCUCAGUUACAGAUGGUGAAGAGCUGGCAGGAAGAGGUGCUUGUUUAUCAGGAGGAAAUGGAGGGCCUUACGCUUUUGGCUCAGCAAGUUCUGGAUGAAACCCAUAUAAGCAGCCGGAUCAGUAGCAGAGCCACCCAGAUCACAGCCCGCUACCACGCCCUGCUACUGCAAUUAUUGGAAACAAUCAAACAGCUCCAGGAGGAGAUGACUUCAAUCGAAGAAUCACAGUGUGUCUUCACCACCUUCACAGAGUGGCUCAGCGCAGCUCAGAAUAACUUCAGCACGGUGGCCAUUAGCAUUGACGUAGUAGAUCGUUUUGCUUUAGAGAGAAAAAUGAAGAAACUUGAGACUCUGCAGGGUGACAUGGAGCAGGGUCACACCUACCUAAAGGCAAUGAGGGAAAAGGCAGAAAAGGCGAUGACCUUCCUUGAAGAGCCUGAGGCAGACCAGCUGAGGGAGGAGGUGGACAUCCAACUUUUUCAGCUUGAGGAAUUAACCACUUCUCUACGCACAGAACACAGCUCCCUGGAGAAAUAUAUCUCACUCUCCAAAGACUUUAUGGAUAAAUAUAAAACACAAGCCCAGUGGGUGAAGGAGACAAAGAACUUUUUAGCAGCAAGUUUAGAACCAAAAACUGAACUCUACCAGAAAAAAGCUCAGUUGGCAAAAUAUAAGACUAUUCAGCAGACUGUUGAAUCCCACGAACCAGCUGUGAAAUGUGUCAUUGAGAAAGGAGAGGCUUUACUCAAUUCCUUUAACGACCCCAAGAUCGGCGAAAACAUGAAAAAGUUACAGACCGACUAUCAAGACCUUUGUUUGGCAGCUAAGACGCAUGUGCAGAGCCUGAUGGAAUGGGUCAAAGAACAUGAAGAUUACAACAGCGAGCUGCAGGAAGCUGAGAAAUGGUUGUUGCAGAUGUCCAGCAGGCUGGUGACCUCAGACUCGAUGCAAACCGGAAACAUGGAGAUGGCUACCCAACAACUGGCCCGGCAUAAGGCCAUAAUGGAGGAAAUUUCUAGUUUUGAGGAGCGUCUGACCAGCUUGAAGCAGAAAGGAGAAGAUCUGAUUGCUGGCUGUACAGAUCAAGCUCAAGUUCAAGCUAAGAUUAGUCAACAAGUGCAGGCCCACCUACAGGGGACAACAGACAGCUACUCUGCCAUAUGCAGCACCGCCCAGCGUGUCUACCAAAGUCUGGACCGGGAGUUGCAAAAAUAUGUCAGUCAUCAAGACACUCUGCAGCAGUGCCAAACAUGGCUCCUAACAGUAAAAGAAGAAGUUCAGCUCAAUGAUCAGGGACCGACGGGGCUACAGGAAGCUCUGAAGCAGGUGAAGCACUACAGAGCCCUUCAGGAGCAGGCCAGCACAUAUCUGGACCUGGUGUGUUCGGUGUGCGAUCUGUCUCAUGAUGCUGUGAGAGUCGCAGCUGCUGAAGUCCAACAAAUCAAACUCACGAUCGAGGAAAGGAUGUCAACUGCACAUGAACUUUCAGAGAGUUGGAGAGAGAUCAAAGAGCAGAAACAAGAUCUAACAAGCUUGUUCCAAGACAUGGAGCAGCAGCUUCUCAGCCUCUCCAGGAGACCAGCAGAACUGGAGACUAAGAUUGCUCAAAACAUGUUGUUGCAAGCCAAGGAAUGCUGCCAGCAGCUGCAGUCCAAACAGAGCACCCUCAGUAAAAUGACAGAGACCGUGAGCAGACUGAUCGGUGGCCAGGACACUUCAGAACAUGCAGAGCUUGAUCGUCUUAGCCAUUCCUGGCUCGAGCUUUGCCACCAGGCGAAAAAGCUGCAGACACAAAGAGAGGAGGACCUGCAGCGAUCCAAAGAUUACCAUGACUGCAUCACUGCAGUGGAGACGCUGUUUGAGCAAGUGUCCAAAGAGUGGGACAAUCUGGCGAGAACUGAUGCUGAAAGUUCAUCUCAGCACCUGGAGGCAUUACGAAAACUUGCUGUGACUCUAGAGCAACAAAAAGGAGCCCUUGAAGACCUUAAAGAGCAGAAACAGAAAGUCAUCCAACACCUGAACUUGGACGAUAAAGAGCUAGUGAAAGAGCAAAUCAGUCAUUUUGAGCAGCGAUGGUCUCAGAUGCAGCAACUAAUCGAAAGAAAAAUACAGGACUCCAUGGUUACACUUGAGGACAUGAGUCAGGUGGAGGGUCGCCUGAGAGAGGCUAGAGACUGGGCUGAGGAGCAGCAGCCUGCCUUGUCUGAAGCCAUGAAAAUGAGCCCCCCGCCCGAACUGGCUCAAAGUUUCCUAUUUGACCACCUGAGCAUCUGCAGUGAACUUGAGGCAAAGCAGCUCCUCCUGGCGCAGGCCAUGGCCGACGCUGACAGGGUGCUGCCACGGCUGGGCCUCAGCGAACGCCAGCAUCUCCAGCAGCUGAUUUCCGACACGCAGUCAGAAGUUGAGUCUCUGAGCGUCAAAGUGGUGCAGCGAAGAAAACACCUCAGCAAGGCUUUUACAGAGAGGACGCAGUUCCUAAUGGCUGUCAAUCAGUCAAUCUGCUGGGUUCAGCAGAAUGAGAAGAAGGCUCAGGCAGAGGAAUACAUCGCUUUGUUACCCGAUGAUCUGGCUAAGCAGGUACGAACAUGCAGGAACAUCCAAAGCAGCCUGAAAGCCUAUCAGAGCGAACUAACCUCGCUGUGGUCUCAGGGGAGAGACCUGAUGAGGGAAGCCAGCGAGGAGGAAAGAAAUGAGAUUCUCACAAAGUUGCAAGAGUUACAAAAUAUCUUUGACAGAACUCUGCACAGGUGUGGCCAGAAACUACAGGAGCUUGAAAAGGUACUUGUCUCGAGAAAGUAUUUUAAGACAGAUUUAGAGAAAAUUUGCCAAUGGUUAAAGCAAGCUGACAUUAUCACAUUUCCUGAGAUAAACCUGAUGGUGGGAGAUGCUGAACUUCAAGCACAGCUACUGAAGUACCAGCAGAUAAUCGAGCAGGCGGUGGAGUAUGAGAAUCUUCUGCUAAUUGUACAGAGAGCAGGCCAGGAGAUACUGCCCACUCUGAAUGAAGUAGAUCACUGCUAUUUGGAUGAAAAACUCAACACCCUCCCUCAGCAGUACAACAGCAUACUAGCCCUAGCCAAAGAGAAACAGGAGAAAAUCCAACAGGCCAUUCUCACCAGGAACGAGUACACGUCUUUCAUAGAUGUCACUCACAAAGCACUGAAAGAACUUGAGGACCAGUUCAACACUUUGGGGACUCAACCCGUCGGCUUGCAAACGGAAGAGGUCGUCAAUUUGCAAAGCGAUUACAAAGCGAUCCUGGCAGAUCUCAGCAACCUUGGUCUGGCUGUAAGCGAGCUGAAUCAGAAGAAAGAGGGAUUUCGUAGCACAGGGCAGCCUUGGCGCCCAGAAGAAAUGACCCAGCUUGUGAGUUUGUAUAAUGGAUUAAAGAGGUUGAUCGAACAGAAAGUUGAGCAUCUGGACGAGACUUUAGAGUCUUUCGAGGACCACAAGGCGAUGGCUAUGCAGGUCGACUCUGAGUUGAAGGCGACAAAAGAGCAGCUUGUAAAAGUUAACGCAGAGACCCAAUCUGCUGAAGAGAGACUGAAAAACUACCAUGCUCUGGCAGGAAGCCUUCAAAGCGCCAACUCCCACUUGUCAAGGCUUAUGGAGCAGAUGGACUCUCUUGCACCCCGUGUGGACCAAGCAGCUCAUGACGCCUCCAAAGAGCAGGUGAUUUUGUGGCAGGAAGAGCUGCGAUCCCUGCAGGCUGCAGUAGGCGAGCUGAUUGAAGAAUGCGAGAACAGGUUUGUUCAAAGCAAAGACUUUGAGACGGAGAUGAAGAGGACCCUGGAUUGGCUGCAGCAGAUCAGGGAUGAGCUCAGCUGUGCUGUCAUCGUUGAUGUCAGAGUGGAGAAAGUGCAGGAGGAGAUCCGAAAACAGCAAAUCCUACAGGAGGAAGUCCAGUCCAGACUCAGAAUAGUGGCCGCUCUCAGUAGCCAAGAGAAACAGGAGUAUAUUAGUGCCAAUGAGCUGGUCCCCGCACAUGUGGACAUGAGCCUUGAGGAAAUGGCUAAACUACAAGCAGAUGUCCAGAAAGCUCUGAGUGCCAAACAGAUUACUUUGGAGGAAGCCCUGGUACUGUGUCAGAAGUACCACUUCAGGAUGCAGUCGGCCUGUGAAUGGCUGGAGGACGCUGUCUCUUUCCUUCAGCAAGCAAGCUUGGGAGUCGACGUAGAGAACUAUGAGGAGUGUCUUCGGCAGCAGGCGGACAUCCUGUCGACAGAGCAGGAGUUUCUCAUCCAUCUGGAGGAGCUGCAGACCCUCCUUCCUCAGCUUGAGAAGCUGGUGAACCCCACAGCUAAGGAGCAGCUGAGAGUGAGCGUGGAGUCGGCGAAGCAGAGAGGAGUAGAGGUUCGAGAUCAGCUCCAGUGUCACCACGAUGUCCUACACAGUUGUGUGACCCAGUGGAAGUUAUUCCAAGAAGCAAGACAGACUGUCAUCGAGUUAAUGAACGAGGCUGAAAAGAAGCUGACCGAAUUUUCAACAGCAAAGGCAGCCACCAACCAGGAGGCUGAAGACAAGCUAUGUACUCACAGGUCCCUUGUAUCGCUCGUGAACGGGUUUCAAGAGAAGCUCAGUGGUUUAGAGGAACAAGCGGCUCAGCUGGAACUGGUGGGCAGCGACGCCAGCAAGGCCACCAUAAGUCGCUCCAUGACCACCGUGUGGCAGCGCUGGACACGGCUACGCAGCGUGGCGAGGGGACAGGAAAGAGUACUUGAGGACACAGCACAGGAGUGGAGGACUUUCAGAGAAAAGAUGGUGAAAGUCAGAGGCGUCUGUGAUGAGCUCCAGAGUCGCUUCCCGGACAGCGCUGUGGAGAAGGCUUCCAAAGCCACUCUGCAGUCUUUGUUGGACCAGCAUGAUUUACUGAGUCAGGACCUGGAGAGAGAGCUCUCCUCACUCAUGCUGUUGAGACAAUAUGCCCUCAGUCUGCUGCAUGAUGUGGAGGUCCCGUCACCAACAGCAGAGCAAGAUGAGCUACCCAGCUUAAGGGAGAUCAGGGUGGUCCAGGACCAAAUGGAAGGCCUUUUAACACAGUCCAGGACCAAGCGAGCCCAGGCUGCUCAGGAAUUAAGGGAAAGAGAGGAAGUGGAGAAGGAGCUCAGUGUGGUGAAAGCCUGGAUCCAGGAGACCAGAGAGCUUCUUCUCAAUCCCACACCGGAUAUUGAUUCUCUGUUACAGGAGCUUGAGGUCGUUCAUGGGGAAGUGAUCAAUUAUCGGCAGAAUGUGGACAAGUUAGCCGAACAACAGCAAAGCAAGUACCUGGAUCUUUACACAAUACUCCCUUCUGAAAUCUCCAUGCAACUUGCUGAGGUCUCACUUGCGCUGGGGGCUAUUGAAGAUCAGGUUCUAUGUAAAGAGAGAGAGUAUCAGAGAACUAGAGAAAUAAAGGAGGACUUGAGCUCAAGAAUCCACGCCAUGUCAGAAAAACUAAAGAUGAUCUCAAAUAAGUUUAAGGUGAAAUCUCCUGAUGUUGACCAUGCUAAAGAAGAGGUCAAGAGUCUUUUUGAAGAUCUGGACUCUUGUGGACGCACAUUAUCAGAGCUGGAUGCCGCUGUACAGGAGUUUGGCCGCAGAAACCCCCUGCUGGCCAAACAGCUCAGUGAUGCUAUAAACAAGCUGUCAGAGAUGCAUCACCACACCACUCGGUUAGCAGACUGUCGAAACAACUGGCUCAAAAAGGCUGUCUGCUAUUUAGAUGAGUAUAAUGAGAUGCUGGACUUCAUCGUGAGGUGGUCAGAGAAGGCUAAAAGCCUGGUGAGAGCAAACAUCAUCUGGAACAGCUCCGUUCACCUGCAGGAGCAAAUACGGAUGUAUCAGGCUGUCUUCCGUGAGUCUAGAGAGCUCCAUAGCGACCUGGAGUCUAUGGCAGAGAAAGUGGACCUUCUGUCUGAGGUGCUGCAGGUGGAGUCCAUGAGCCAGGAGGUCUGUGAACUCAGCAGACACACAGAUGAGCUUCAACAAAGCAUAAAGACUCGACUGCAGAGCCUCCAAGAUGCACACAAGAGCAUGGAAGCACUGGAGUUUGAAGUCAAGGCCCUACAUGUUGCUCUGGAGCAGGUCCAAGCCACGCUGACGUCACCAGAGUUAGCACGACAGAGCCUCAAGGAACAACUCACUCAAAGACAGAGUUUACUAGCUGAUAUGGAGAGCUUCAAGCAGCAGGUGCAGGCAGUACAGCUGUGCCAGAGUGCCCUCCUGGUCCCGGAGGAGGUCAUGCCCAACCUCGCCAUCUGUCGCACGGCUCUUCGUCUGCAGCAAGAAGCAAGUCAUUUGCAGCAUGUGGCGAUACAACAAUGCAACAUACUACAGGAGGCAGUGGUUCAAUAUGAGCAAUAUGAACAAGAGGUGAGAGAUUUGCAGGGACUGAUAGAGGAAGCACAUCGGGUCAUUCAGGAGCGACCCAUCCCCUCUAGUAACAUCCAGGAGCUGCAAGCCCAGAUUUUGCACCAUGAGGAACUUGCUCAGAGGAUUAAAGGCUAUCAGGAGCAAAUUGCUUCACUGAAUUCAAAGUGCAAAAUGUUGGCAGUGAAGGCCAAGCAUGCCACCAUGCUGCUAACUGUCAGUGAUGUAGAAGGACUUCCUGAGGGGCUGGAGGAAAUGGAUGAAGAAAAGACCAGGAAAUCUGUCAGUAUGACGGCUGGUCGUUGUCACACUCUGUUGUCACCUGUUACUGAGGAGUCUGGGGAGGAAGGCACCAACAGCGAGGUCUCCUCUUCUCCCUUGUGUCGUUCUCCUUCUCCUGUCUCUCACACUGAAGGCCCUAUCCUCAAGGUUGGACGUGGAACCCUCACAAGAGCUCCAGUUCAGGAGUUAUAUGACCCAACAUUUGAGUCUGUGGCAAACUUGGAUGACCUACAGCGCUCAUGGGAGACUUUAAAAAACGUGAUAAGUGAGAAGCAGAGAUCCUUGUAUGAAGCUUUGGAAAAACAGCAGCAUUACCAAGGUUCUCUGCAGUCCAUUUCCUCUAUAAUGGAAACACUGGAGUCUAAGCUCAGUGAACCUUUGGAGGCAGACAAAAGCCCAGAUAGCCACAUGAAAGUCCAUGAGGAUCUCAUGCAGGAGAUACAGAGAGUCCAGGAAGAAAUCGAUAGGCUGCAGGCAGGCUUCACAGAGGACAUUGCUACCAAUGCUGUGGACUCCGAUUUGGCUGACCACCUUGCUAUGCAGUCUUCUCUGGCUGUGUUGGCAGAGAGAAUGGCAACCAUCCAUAUGAAAGCUUCUGGGAAACAACAACUACUGGAGGAGCGCGCCACUGACAAUAUGGAGGUUCAGCAUCAGGAGCGAGCUUUGCAGACGUAUCUCACCCAAGCAGCUGAGCUGGAUGAGUGGUUGACCAGAACUCGAACUGCUGCAAUGCCCAUUCUUCACACUAGUCCUGCAGACGAGACGGAUGAAAAAUAUCAGCUCACAGAAUGCCAGAACAUGCUGGUGGAGAUUGAAGAAAAGGUGCUGGCCCUCACAGAGCUGUCGGUGCGCAGCGAGAACCUGCUGCGGGAGGGCCGAACAGACACCAGAGAGGAGGCUGAGGAGUUGGCUGCAAGGUUACGCACGUUAAAGGGUGGUUUAAUGGAGCUACAGAGAAUUCUACAGGACAAACAGCUUAACAUGCAGGGUUCACUACAGGAGCCAGAAGAUAGUGAAUCAGACUCCAGUCUUUCUUCAAGUUCCAGUGUGCAGGACUGGCUGGCCCAGGCUCGGACCACACGGACACAACACCAUGAAGACAGUCUGCAGAGACAGAAGGAUCUGGAAGAGCAGCUUGCAGAGCAGAAAAAGCUGCUUCAGUCAGUCGCCAGCAGAGGGGAGGAAAUUCUCAUCCAGCAGUCAUCACCCAGUAGUUCCAGCACUACGGAGCCAUUUUCCCCGGCAGCUUUGUCUGAGAGCAGAGCAGACCAGAUGAAGCAGAGAUGGGAAAGCCUCGGACUUGAGCUCAGAACUAAAUUACAGCUUUUACAAAAAACUCUGGAGCAGGACCAGAAGCAGCCAGUGUUUUCUAGAGCUACUCGUGUAACAUCAGCUGGGCCAAUGUUUAAAGGAGACACCAAACCCGAUAACUCCUCUCUGCAAACUCUCUAUGACAGCUUCAGACAGACGGUUGAAGAAAUGACCACUCAGGCUGGCGGUGGAGCUGAAACACAGGUGGCUCAGAUGGAGCAGCAGCUCUUCACAGCCGUGUCAACCACUUCCUCCUGGCUGGAUGGUGUCGAAAACAACGUCUUCUCCAGCCCGGUGCUCUUAGCUGAAAAUUCAGAGACCCAAUUACAGAAUCAAGAGAACCUUGAAAAUGAAGUGAGACAUCUGACAGAAGAGGUUAAGCUCAGCCAGGCUCUGCUAGCCGGAUCUUCCAGGUUAAAACGUGAAGACCAGGUGCUGCUGGAAGACAAUCUGGACUGCCUUAAAGAGAGAUUAGGAACUAUUGGUGAUGCUCUGGCUCAACGACUUGACCACAUGAGGACCCGAGCACAUGAGCUCACUGCCUACCAGACUGAGCUGCAGCUUCUCCAAACUGCUUUAAUUGAGACCAAAUGCCAGAUCCUCCAAGCCCUAGCCGGAGCAAUGGAUAGACCAGCUUCGAAGCAAAUGGAGGUCAUUGCAAGUGCCGAGGAAACCUUGAAAGAUUUUGAGCAGAGAAUCACAGAGCUGAAAACCAGAGGAGCAGCACUGCAGGCAGAUCAGAUUUCAGCAAACAAAUUGCUUAAACUGCAGGAUUCAUAUGAGGAGCUAUUGAUGACAGUGGGUUCGAGACGCGGCGGGCUGAACCAAAACAUCGCUCUGAAGGAGCAGUAUGAGCGUGCUCUGCAGGACUUGACUGACCUGGUUGACACAGCAAAGGACAAAAUGGCGGCUGAUCAGAGAAUUGUCGUUAGCUCUGUGGAGGAGGUGCAAAGUCAUCUUGACAAGCAUAAGGAGUUUUUCCAGGGUCUAGAGUCCCACAUGAUUCUAACAGAGACCUACUUUAGAAAGAUCAGUUGCCUCAUGCUUCCCAAAGAAAACCAAACCUUGGAGGAAACGCUUGCUGAGACCCGGCGGGUCCUAAAAGAAGCACACAGUAAAGGUGUUGAGCUGGAAAGCAUCCUGGAGACUUGGUGCCGUUUAGUGCAGGACUACCAGAAUCUGAACCGGCAGCUAGAAGCAGUAGAAGGCAGCAUCCCUUCUGCUGGUCUGGUGGAAGAAACUGAAGACAGAUUAAUGGACAGAAUCUCCUUGUAUCAGGGUCUAAAGGGAAGACUGACAGAGCACCAACACAAGCUCCACCAGGUGCUGGAUGAUGGUAGACAUCUGUUACAGUCAGUUAGCUGUCCAACACUGGAGAAUCAGCUGGCGCUGUUAGGGGAACACUGGCUUAACAAUACAACCAAGAUCAACAAGGAACUGCAGCGCCUGGAGGCAAUCCUGAAACACUGGACCAGGUAUCAAAAGGAGUGUGUGGAGAUCAGUGAGUGGCUCCAGUCUGCCCUGGAACGUCUGGAGUUUUGGAGCAUGCAGGCCGUCUUAGUCCCACAGGAGCUGGAAACUGUCAAGGACCAUCUAGCUGCCUUUCUUGAGUUUUCAAAAGAGGUCGAAGGGAAGUCAAGUCUCAAGAGUUCAGUAGUGUCAGAGGGAAACCAGCUGCUGCGGCUAAAGAAAGUGGACACAGUGGCGCUGCGCUCUGACUUGGCUCGCAUUGACAGUCAGUGGGCAGAGCUUCUCACACGCAUCCCAGUGGUUCAGGAGAAACUGCAUCAGGUCCAAAUGGAGAAGCUGGCCUCACGUCAUGCCAUUUCUGAGCUAAUUAACUGGAUAUCACUGAUGGAGAGUGUGAUUGAGGAAGACGAAGAAAACCUUAAGAGUGCCAUCGGAUCAAAUGUCAUUCAAGACUAUUUGCAAAAAUAUAAGGGAUUCAGAGUCGAUUUAAGCUGUAAGCAGCUGACUGUGGACUUUGUCAACCAGUCGGUUCUUCAGGUUGGUGGUCAGGAUGUUGAGAGUAAGCGAAGCGACAAAACCGACUUCGCUGAGCGUCUGGGAGCCAUGAAUCGACGCUGGCAGAUCCUGCAAGGCUGCAUCAGUGAGAGGAUCCAGCUCCUCGAGAGCCUUCUAAAGAUGUGGCUGGACUAUGAGAGCAGCGUUCAGAUCCUCAAGUCCUGGAUGACAGCUCAAGAAGAGCGAUUAAAGAGGAAACACAGAAUAGAAGAUCUGAUUUCUGUGCAGAAUGCUCUCAAAGACUGCCAGGAAAUGGAAGAGCUGCUGAAAGAUAAAGAGAAAGAACUGGAAAGGGUAGAGGAGCAGGGUUGUGCUCUCGUCCAGAACAAGACAGAUGAAGCCUGUGCUAUCGUCAUGGAGACCCUCCAAAGUGUCAAUCACACCUGGGCCAAUCUGGACCACUUGAUAGGACAGUUAAAGAUCAGCCUGACUUCAGUUUUGGAUCAGCGGAGCCUGUAUAAACGGGCUUCAGAGGAGAUCAACGGCUAUCUGAUGGAAGGAAGAUAUUCUGUAUCACGUUUCCGCCUCCUCACUGGCUCCCUGGAGGCUGUUCAGCUGCAGGUGCAAAGUUUGCAGGAUCUCCAAGAAGAACUGGAGAAACAGGAAAGCAGCCUGAGAAAGUUUGGUGCUGUGACACAUCAACUGCUGAGGGAGUGUCAUCCUUCAGUGUCAGAUACCCUCAACAAUGCCCUCAAGGAUGUCAAUGCAAGAUGGACUGGCCUACUGGAGGAGAUAGCAGAGCGUCUUAAGAGCAGUAAAGCUCUGCUUCAGCUGUGGCAGCGCUACAAAGAACUUCAUGAGCAAAGCUGCAGCAGCAUUCAGCUUCAGGAGGAAAACGCUGACCAGCUCCUGAAGAGCACCUGCAGAAAGGACAUUGCUGAUGAGGAAGUUUCCAACUGGAUCCGAGAAUGCAGCGAGUUGCUGCGAUUGCAAGUUCCAGUGCAGGCCUCCCUUCAGAUUCUGCAAGAACUUGGAGAGCAGCUUAAACAACAGGUGGACACCUCGGCAGCAUCUGCUAUCCAAUCAGACCACCUCUCUCUCAUCCAGCGGCUUGCUGGGGUGGAAAAGGCCCUCAACAGACAGCUCACCACCUUGCAGACUGGAGUUCAAGACUUUGAAACCUUUAAUAAACAACUGGAGUAUUUGGGCUCCUGGUUAAUUGAUGCUGAGGAGGCUUUGAGAGCACAAGAUCCCAACGGCUGCACUGAGCUGACCGUCAUCCAGGACCGUAUGGAGGAGCUCAAGAAGCUCAUGCUGAAAUUUAGCAGCAUGUCCCCUGAAUUGGAGCAUCUUAACGAGCUUGGUUAUCGACUCCCUCUGAAUGAUUUGGAGAUCAAGCGCAUGCAGAACCUCAAUAGAAGCUGGUCGGCAGCUUCGACACAAACAACGGAGAGAUUCAGCAAGCUACAGUCAAUCCUCCUGCAGCAACAGACCUUCCUUGAAAAAUGUGAAACAUGGAUGGACUUCCUGCUGCAGACAGAAGAGAAUCUUGCUGUAGAAAUUUCUGGGAACUACCAGAGUUUAGUAGAUCAGCAGAAAGCCCAUGAGUUAUUCCAAGCUGAAAUGUUCAGCCGGCAGCAGAUCCUCCAUUCUAUUAUCAGUGAUGGACAGAGGAUGUUAGAACAAGGUCAAGUGGAUGACAGAGAUGAGUUCAACAUGAAGCUGACUCUUCUGAGUAACCAGUGGCAAGGCGUAGUGCGACGUGCUCAGCAGAGGCGGGGGAUCAUUGAUGGCCUCAUUCGUCAGUGGCAGCGCUACAGAGAAAUGGUGGAGAAGCUGCACAAAUGGAUUUUGGAAGUCUCCCAUCCUGCAGAGAUGCUUCAGGCUGGAAAUACAGUUCCUCUACAACAAGCUCGCUCUAUGCUUGAUGCUGUUCUGCUGAAAGAAAAGGUGCUGCAGCGUCAGCAGGGCAGCUACAUCCUGACGAUAGAGACUGGCAGACAGCUACUUCUGUCGGCAGACAGCAGAGCAGAGGUGACCUUGCAGACGGAGCUGACAGACAUCCAGGACAGAUGGAAACAAGCCAGCACAUGCCUAGAGGAUCGAAGGAAACAGCUGAGCUCACUUCUGAAGGACUGGGAAAGAUGUGAGAGAGGAAUUGGAGGAUCGCUUGAAAAACUCAGAGCCUUCAAACGACAGCUUUCUCAACCCCUUCCUGAUCACCAUGAAGAUCUCCAAGCUGAGCAGAUGCGCUGCAAGGAUUUAGAAAACACAUUUGAGGGCUGGACUGGAGAUUUGGCCCAUUUGACUCUACUUAGAGAGUCUCUGUCCUGUUAUAUCAGUGCAGAGGAUCUUUCUGCUCUGCAGGAGCGUAUUGAACUUCUGCAUCGACAAUGGGAUGAAAUCUGCCAUCAGCUCUCCCUGCGCAGGCAGCAGGUGAGUGAGAAGCUGAAUGAGUGGACCGUUUUCACUGAGAAGUACAAGGGGCUCUGUGAGUGGCUCACCAGCAUGGAGAGUAAGGUGGCGCAGAACGGAGACAUCAGCAUUGAGGAGAUGAUUGAAAAGCUCCGUAAGGAUUACCAGGAGGAGAUAACAGUUGCAGAGGCGAAUAAGAGGCAUUUGCAUCAGCUUGGGGAGCGUCUUGCCAAGGCCAGUCAUAAGACCAAAGCAGUGGAAAUUGAACAAAAGCUGAACAAAGUCAGCGACCGCUGGCAACACCUCCUGGAUCUCAUCGGAGCCAGAGUGAAGAAGCUGAAGGAAACUCUGGUGGCCGUGCAGCAGCUGGAUAAGAACAUGAACAGCCUGCGCUCUUGGCUCGCUCACAUUGAGGGAGAGCUGUCUCAACCCAUCGCCUAUGACUCCUGUGACUUCCAAGAGAUUCAGAGGAAGCUUGAUCUGCAGCAGGAGCUUCAGCGUGACAUAGAGAAGCACAGCACCGGCGUCGCGUCAGUGUUGAAUUUAUGCGAAGUGCUCCUGCAUGACUGCGAUGCUUGUGCCACCGAUGUGGAGUGUGACUCAAUCCAGCAGGCAACUCGCAGCCUCGAUCGCCGCUGGAGGAGCAUCUGUGCCUUGUCCAUGGAGAGGAGACUAAAGAUUGAGGAGACCUGGCGUUUGUGGCAGAAAUUUCUGGAAGACUUUGCACGUUUUGAUGAGUGGCUGGCCACUUCAGAGAAAACUGCAGCGUUGCCCAACUCAUCGGGUGUGCUCUACACUGUAGCCAAAGAGGAACUGAAGAAAUUUGAGACCUUCCAGAGACAAGUUCAUGAAAGCCUGACGCAGCUGGAGGUAAUCAACAAGCAAUACCGCCGCCUGGCCAGAGAAAACCGCACAGACGCCUCCUGUCGUCUGAGGGAAAUGGCUCACGACGCCAAUCAGAGAUGGGACAACCUGCAGACACGUGUGGCCUCCAUCAUUCGCAGACUUAAGCACUUUAUAAAUCAGAGAGAGGAGUUUGAAACGGCCAGAGAUGGUAUCUUAGUGUGGCUGACAGAGAUGGACCUUCAGCUCACCAACAUUGAACACUUCUCAGAGUGUGACAUUCAGGCCAAGAUCAAACAACUCAGGUCGUUCCAGCAGGAGAUUUCUCUAACAACAGCCAAGAUUGAGCACAUCUUCCACCAGGGGGAGGCGCUGAUAGAGAAAAGCGAGCCUCUGGAUGCUGCUGUCAUAGAGGAAGAGCUGGAGGAGCUUCAGCGCUACUGUCAGGAAGUUUUUGGGCGAGUCGAGCGCUACUAUAAAAAGCUCAUUCGUCUUCCACUUGCAGAUGAUGAUACUGAAGUGUCAUUCUCUGAUCGUGAGCUGGAGCUGGAUGAACCUGGAGAUUUGUCCAGCCUACCAUGGAAUGAGCGUUUGGGGGAUGGUUUCCUUUCCCCCCUGCCCUCCUCUGGGCGCUCAGCCUCCCUGGCAGCUCAGCUUCGGGCUGAACGCUCUGGCAGGGACACACCUGCAAGCGUGGACUCCAUCCCCCUUGAAUGGGACCAUGACUAUGACCUGAGCCGUGGCCUUGAGAGUGCGAGCAGAGCCCUCAGAGAGCAGCACAGUGAAGAGGGAGACUUCCUGCAGCGUCCCGCCUCUGGCCUGUCAGAUGUAGUGAUUCCAGAGAGCCCUGAGGCCUUUGUUAAACUAACAGAACAAACACUGAGGUCCUCCACUGGAGAGGCUGCCUCAGCAGAUUCCCAUAUGCAUCCCCUUGAUGCGAGUCGCUCCCACCUGCAGCAAACGGACAGCAGUCGCAGCCGAACUCCUUUAAGCACCGAAACAGAUGCAUCAUAUAUGGGCUAUAUGCGACUGUUGGGUGAGUGUCGUGGCAGCAUUGACACAGUGAAGAGGAUGGGCUCUGAGCUGAAAGACGAAGACGAUACAAUAUCUGGACUGGCAGAUCCUAGCAGUUCAGAGUCCCAGACAUCAGGUGUGAUUGAGCGCUGGGAGCUCCUGCAGGCUCAGGAUCUCAGUAAAGAGAUGCGCUCAAAGCAAAACCAGCAACAGUGGCACCAGCUGAACUCUGACCUGAACAAUAUUUGGACGUGGCUGGGUGGAACGGAGGAAGAGCUGGAGCAGCAGCAGAAGCUGGACGUCAGCACAGACUUCCAGAUGAUUGAGCUCCGCAUUAAAAAACUCAAGGAGCUUCAGAAGGCGUAUGACAAGCGCAAGUCUAUAGUCCUCUCCAUCAACCUGUGCAGUGCUGAGUUCCUGCAGUCAGACACAGAGGAAUCCCGCGAGCUGCAGGCCAAACUGAAAGACAUGAACAACAGCUGGGAUAAACUGGGCAGCUCUUUGGAUGAAUGGAGGGCCUCGCUUCAGGAGGCUCUCAUGCAGUGUCAGGACUUUCAUGAGACGAGCCACGGUCUGCUCCUCUGGUUGGAAAACAUCGAUCGCAGAAGGAAUGAGAUCGUCCCUAUUGAUCCGAUCCAGGACAGUGAUACUCUUCACGAACAUCAUAAGACGCUCACGCAAAUCCGCCAGGAGUUAUUGGACUCUCAGCUUAAAGUCGCCCCCCUACAAGACAUGUCCCUCCAGUUGCUGGUCAACUCUCAGGGAGGUGACUGUCUGGAGGCCAAGGAGAAGGUUCAUGUCAUCGGGAAUCGCCUCAAACUUUUACUAAAAGAAGUAACUCGAGACCUCAGAGAGCUCUCUAAACUGCUGGACAUCACAAGCAGCCAGCAGGAUUUGUCUUCUUGGUCGUCUGCUGAUGAGUUGGACACGUCUGGCUCCGUCAGUCCGGUAUCAGGAAGGAGUACACCGAGUCGGACACGAUCGCAACGGGGCAAAUGUAGUCUGUCACAGCCGGGACCGUCUGUGAGCAGUCCUCACCACAGGUCACGCAGCGGCGUUGGAUCCGCUUCCUCCCGUUCUGAUCUGGACUCAGCAAGAGGCCGUAGAUCCCCGUUCUGGUGCCGCGUCCUCUGGUUUGCGCUGCCUCUCCAGCUCCUCCUGCUGCUGCUGGUGGUCCUCGCCUUCCUGCUGCCGCUGGCAGAGGAGGACUACUGCACUCAGUCCAACAACUUUGCUCAUUCCUUUUACCCGAUGCUGAGCUACACGAAGGGCCCUCCUCCCGUCUAGCUGAGCUUCAAGACCAUCCUGCUUCUGUAAUUUGGCUUUCAUAUGACGGGAAGGAGAAAACACAGAAGAAUCUCUCCUGAGAAGCACGCAGGAUUCAGCUCUCUCUAUGUUCUGAAGUACUGUGUCCACUCAAGAUGUAAUUGGGUCUAUCUGGAGGAAUAGAUGAGACCAUCCUGUAUUUUUUUGAAGACUGUCAGUGGAAAGCACCAAAGUUAAAAGCUGAGCGAUAGCCUCAGACAACAAAAAGGAGCAUAAAAUAGUUUCCUCGCAUUUAUUUUUUUACCUGUACUUGGGCAUGUAGUUUUAAUAUUUUCUUUUUAUUUACUCACCUCUGUAAUUGUGUCUGUGGUGAACUGUCAAUUUUAACUUGAACUACAUACCUUCAUGUACGUCAAGCCAAGCCAAGUGUUUUAUCAUCAGAUACAGAUUAAGACUUUUAACCUUUAACACCAACCAUCCAUUGUCUUCUUACAUUCUGUAUUUUUAUUUUUUCAAAUGAUCUGAUAUCACAGAGAUUUAAACUUGUGACAAAUAGAACUACUGUAUAUUUUGUAUGACUAUUGGUUGAGUAUAAAAUAUAUAAGAGUCCAGAUUAUUUAACGUGUGUACAUAGUGCAGAAGGUGGAAAAAAAGGAUGUAAAUGCAAAUAUGAACAAUAAUGAAUGCCAAAUCCUCACUCU